GAAGUUGUGUGAGGGUGGCGGAGGACGUGCUGUGUCUGUAGCCGGGUACAGAUUUCACACCAAUGAUGUCCGGUCACCUCAGUCUGUGCUGGAUAUAAGAAGGCGGCUCACCUCAGUGUGUGUAUAAAAAGUCUAGUCACGUCAGUCUGUUCUCGGUAUAGAUAGGAAAGGCCGGUCACCUCAGCCUCUGGGUAUAGGAAGCAGAGCUCCCGGUUGGUAUAGCUGUAGCAGCCUAUGACGCCGCUAGGGGGCGUGCUGCUCCUCCAUCAGACAUGGCGGUGAAGGGGAGAAGCGGCGGGCACGCUCUCCUGCUCCUCUACCUGGCCGUGGCAUUCGUGCACCUGGCCGUGUGUCCGUACAGCAAGGUGGAGGAGAGCUUUAACUUACAGGCCGCCCAUGACCUCCUGUAUCAUAGGCUGGACUUGGAUAAGUACGAUCACCAUGAGUUCCCCGGGGUGGUCCCCAGGACGUUCCUCGGCCCCGUAUUCCUCAGUCUUCUGUCCGCUCCGGCUGUGUUGCUGGGCUCUGUGUUGGAGGUGUCCAAGUUUUAUUCCCAGCUGAUAGUUCGAGGAUCUUUAGGUUUGACUGUCAUUUUUGCACUAUGGCAGUUACAGAAAGAGAUAUGGAAGCAGUUUGGAUCCACCGUCUCUACGUUGUUCUGCCUUAUAACAACAUCUCAAUUUCAUUUGAUGUUCUACUGUACUCGAACCCUUCCUAAUACAUUUGCACUUCCUAUUGUCUUGCUGGCUAUCAAAUACUGGAUGAAGCAGAAGUCUGGUCCAUUUAUUUGGCUUUCGGCAUUAGCCAUCAUUGUGUUCAGAUCUGAACUAUGUAUAUUAAUGGGACUUCUGCUGCUAAUAUCUCUAAUGAAGAGAAGCAUUUCGAUUUCUUCAGCCCUCUCCUAUGCAGUCCCAGCUGGAAUUGUCUGCUUAAGUUUAACUACUGCUAUAGAUUCCAUAUUCUGGAAACGUGUUCUUUGGCCAGAGGGAGAAGUUUUGUGGUACAACACAUUUUUGAAUAAAAGUGCAAAUUGGGGAACUUCACCAUUCCUGUGGUAUUUUUAUUCAGUCAUACCACGAACGUUGGCAUUAAGCAUUUUCUUCCUGCCAUUUGGCCUUUUUGACAGGAGAAUGCGUCUCCUGAUUGCACCAGUUGUGGGUUUCAUAUUUUUGUACUCUUUCCUUCCCCAUAAAGAACUGCGGUUUAUCAUUUACACAUUUCCUGUUUUAAACAUUGUGGCAGCUAAAGGAUGUGCAUUUAUAUUCCAGAACUUCCAGAAAUCUUGGCUAUUUAAAUUUGGAUCUUUAUGUGUAAUAGCCCAUCUUCUGGGUAAUGCAGCCUACUCUGCAGGAUCUUUAUAUGUGUCCCAUUUCAAUUAUCCUGGAGGUGUUGCAAUGGAUACCUUACAUAAACUUGUGAACCCUUCAACAGAUGUAUCUGUACAUAUAGAUGUAGCGGCUGCUCAAACUGGAGUUUCACGAUUCUUACAAUUUCACUCACACUGGAGGUAUGACAAAAGGGAAGAUGUUACAUGGACAGAUGAAGCUAUGCAACUUCACUCACACAUCAUAAUGGAAUUUGAUGAUUCUCAUUUGUCUCGGUUUAAAAAUAACUACAAAGUUUUAAGCCAUAUAUCUGGCUUAGAUGGAUUUGGGUUUCAUUUUGAUACAUUUCCACCCAUUUACCCCAAAUUGUUAACCAAAUUAAUAAUUUUAGAGAGGUCCCAGAUUGUAUAAUGUACAGUAUCUACAAAUGUUUAUAAGUUUUGAUUUCUUGUGAAGCCUUUAAGCAUAUAGAAUCAUCUGGUUUCCCAACUAAGGGCUUUCGUUCAAAGUUUUCUAAAUAAACAGAACAGCACUGUAGUUAUGUUUAUAAUGCAGGAAUAUGCUAUUUGCUUUUCAACUAACUAAAGUUAGUCUCAAUAAGAACUAAGCCCUUUGACACGUUUAAAAUGACUUUUUUCAUAAAAAAAAAAUUAAGUUAAA
Rana temporaria (common frog) is the source of this 1985-nucleotide messenger RNA. It is a transcript of the gene ALG12, whose product is annotated as ALG12 alpha-1,6-mannosyltransferase. Gene Ontology annotation, cellular component: endoplasmic reticulum membrane. Lineage: Eukaryota; Metazoa; Chordata; Amphibia; Anura; Ranidae. The transcript has 9 exons. Gene Ontology annotation, biological process: protein N-linked glycosylation. Bases 273 to 1736 code for a protein of 487 amino acids. Gene Ontology annotation, molecular function: alpha-1,6-mannosyltransferase activity. The record is from RefSeq and is a predicted model, not a curated record.